Molecule: messenger RNA, 2327 nt
Organism: Cydia fagiglandana
Lineage: Eukaryota; Metazoa; Arthropoda; Insecta; Lepidoptera; Tortricidae
Product: phosphatidylethanolamine-binding protein homolog F40A3.3-like
Exons: 5
Coding region: 89-1180 (363 amino acids)
Source: RefSeq, a predicted model, not a curated record
CUCCCAACCGGUCACUAGAGCUCUCGCAUUCUCAAUUUAAAAUUAUAUUUUUUUAAAUUGUCUAUUUCAAAUUCUUUUUUUUUUCGAGAUGUUUCGGAUACUGAGAUGUUCGUUGAUUUUUUUGAUAGCGGUCAGCAUGGUCAAUUUUAGGGUGUUCACGAGAGCCAUGUCGACGGUGUCCAAGUCGUUCAGCGCCCAGGGCGUCGUCUCCGAUGUCAUCCCGGUGGCUCCAGCGGCUCUUGCUACCGUGAAAUACCCCAGCGGAGCGGUAGUGAGCGAAGGCAAUGUGCUCACUCCCACGCAAGUCAAGGACAUCCCGCAAAUCAGCUGGAAUGCCAGCCCGGACAAAUACUACACCGUCGCCAUGACUGACCCCGACGCGCCAUCCCGCGCGGAGCCUAAGUUCCGCGAGUGGCACCACUGGCUGGUCGGCAACGUGCCCGGCAACAACGUGGCCGCCGGCGAGACGCUGUCCGCGUACGUGGGCUCCGGGCCCCCGCAGGUACGACACCCGUCCCGAAUGUAUACACACCCCGACACCAGCGUGGAGCCAAGUUCCGCGAGUGGCACCACUGGCUGGUCAGCAACGUGGCCGGCAACAACGUGGCCGCCGGCGAGACGCUAUCCGCGUACGUGGGCUCCGGGCCCCCGCAGGUACGACACCCGUCCCGAAUGUAUACACACCCCGACACCAGCGUGGAGCCAAGUUCCGCGAGUGGCACCACUGGCUGGUCGGCAACGUGCCCGGCAACAACGUGGCCGCCGGCGAGACGCUGUCCGCGUACGUGGGCUCCGGGCCCCCGCAGGUACGACACCCGUCCCGAAUGUAUACACACCCCGACACCAGCGUGGAGCCAAGUUCCGCGAGUGGCACCACUGGCUGGUCGGCAACGUGCCCGGCAACAACGUGGCCGCCGGCGAGACGCUGUCCGCGUACGUGGGCUCCGGGCCCCCGCAGGGCACCGGCCUUCACCGCUACGUGUUCCUGGUGUACCAGCAGCCCGGCAAACUCAGCUUCGACGAGCCCAGACUACCCAACACAUCCGGUGACAACCGCGGAGGGUUCUCCAUCCACAAGUUCGCGACCAAGUACGGUCUGGGCGCCCCCAUAGCCGGCAACUUCUACCAGGCGGAGUGGGACGACUACGUGCCCAUCCUCUACAAGCAGCUCGGCGCCUAAGCAUCACGCUUGGAUCUUAACAUCUGUUUAUGCUUAACACGUUUUUGGGCAGUGGAAUGUGUCGACAUGUUUCACUGGUUUGAAUUUUGAGCACUACAGAUAUAUUUGGAUGUCCAUCGACAUUUUCACAACUGUGCACCUUUAACGGCCGGUUAGCAAUCGUUACAAAACUGACGGUCAAUGUCAAAUCCCAUAUAGUUUUACAGACGUUACUUAAACACGACUUGAGUCAUUAUUAACGUGCUAGUUAAAAUGAAAAUGCCCCUGUUCUGAAUUCCGAUUUGGAUUUGUUUACUGAAAUCUGGAAUUUCUGGGACCCAUAUUCAUGACUAAAUUUAUUUAGAAUAGACAAUCAAUGCCUGUCAGAUGUAUGCAACUACCCCCUAUGGCCAUUUUCAUUUUAACUAAUACUUUACUGCGCGACUUAAAUUGUUUUGAAGUCACGCCUGUCACUUUCCUGAUAAAAUGUUUAACAUUGACCGUCAGUUUCGUGACGAUUGCUAGAUACGUAGUAUCUUCUUUUAGUAGCUUGUGAUUGCUAGCGGUCGGUAACGGUACACAGUCAAGUAAAAACGGGCCCCCUACUAUGAUCUAAGUUGGCCUGAUAUUUUGAACAGUAAUGAUUACAUACACACAUGUUAUCAGCUCCAUACUCAAAAGACGAUUUUUGCAAAUAAUUGAUAUUACUAUCCACAAACGUGUUAAUAGCGAGACUUUAAGCAUAUAGAACUUAAGAUGAAUUUGUAUUACUGUAAUCUUACGGAAUAAGAUUAAAAACAAUAAUUCGCUUCCAAGUCUAAACUAAAAUAUUAAAUAAUUGGCAUAAUAAUUCUAAAGUUAAACUUUAAAAGUAAUUACUUAUAUAGAUUCGUCUGGAACGAAUUCUCCAGUUUUAUAAAGUUUUUGUUAAGAUCCAAAAUAGUUUUUAAGCAUUUCAAGACAUUUAUUUGCGCAUUUAUUUCCAUACAUAACACUUGUAACCUGUCCUACUUUUAAAACACGAUUCAAUGUUAGUUUUGUCAUUGUGACAUCACUGUCGCGUGGAUAUGUAAAUCUAUGUUGGUUUAUCCUAGAUACAAGAGUUUUUUAAUCAUUAAGUAUGCGUAAUCCUGUUCUGGGGUAAUGGCAAUAAAUAAUAAACACAGAA